AUGAGCUCCUCAGACACCACCGCCUCAUCGAACGUAGGAGUGGUACUAGGCUUGAUGACAUGGGGGAAAGAAGGAACCGAAGGUGCUCGAGUACACACUAUCAAGGAUUGUGAAGGGUAGGUACCACGAAAUGUACCUCCGGAAUGGCUUGAGCCUGCUCCACGUGCUGACGUAUGACCUCCACUUGCCGGGGCCCCACAUUCUUCUUCCCGGCUCCCAAUACCUCUGCGGCACUCACUUCUCGCCGGUGCAGCAUGCUAGACAUUUUCCAGAAACAUGGGCACAACGAGCUUGAUACGGCGUUCGUCUACACUUCGCACACUUCGGAGCAGAUGCUCGGCGAGGUAUGUCGUACUGCUGUUUCUACGCCGGACCGUAAACAGUCAUGCCCGCCCGAAAUUAUGACCCCGGCGUUGACGUAUCGACCUCUAGACUGACUGGACGAAGCGUGGACUGGUCGUCGGCACAAAGCUGUACCCAUCCAAAACGAGUGACGGCACCCCCAUCACCCACUCGCGCGCCGACCUGCGCAAAUUCUUGGACAUGCAACUCGAGGCAUGCAAAAGGACUUGCUUUGACAUGUGGUACCUUCGUAAAUUGAUUCACAUCUAA
Molecule: messenger RNA, 612 nt
Organism: Microbotryum saponariae
Lineage: Eukaryota; Fungi; Basidiomycota; Microbotryomycetes; Microbotryales; Microbotryaceae
Source: the annotation of a GenBank genome assembly